AUGGGAGGUAAUAGACGGGAAAUCAGAAACAGAAGGAGCAAAGUGGCUUUUGGGGGACGCGUCUGCCUUUUCUUGUCUUUAAAACGAAACAGCCCUAGCUGGCCUCGAAUUGCGGCAGUGACGAGACGUGGAUUCAGUGGGCAACGACUCGUUCCCUCUUACCUUACUGUAGCAGUGGGCGGUGGAGUGGACGCCUGGCAGAGGGGUGGGUCCAAGCCGCGCCUGAAGCUCCCGUCAUCUUUGGUCUUUGCCUUCCCUGCCUUGCCUUACCUUAGCAAUUCGAAGUUUGCUGUGAGUUAA
Colletotrichum tamarilloi is the source of this 300-nucleotide messenger RNA. RefSeq lists its product as uncharacterized. The transcript has a single exon. Bases 1 to 300 code for a protein of 99 amino acids. The record is from RefSeq and is a predicted model, not a curated record. NCBI's taxonomy places the organism in Eukaryota, Fungi, Ascomycota, Sordariomycetes, Glomerellales, Glomerellaceae.